AUGGCCACGUCCAGAGAUUACAUUAAAUUCGGAAAGGUUUCUAUACUUGCUCGGAGACAAGAGUUCGCACAAAGCCACAAACCUCUGAUUAAAGCAGAUAAGAUUCCUCGUACGGAAGCUGGCUAUUGUGUCAAUGAUGAUAAUAUUGCUGCUAUUGACUUUGGUACCACAUCAGUUUCACUGGCUUACAGUAUUACUAGUAGAUUAAUCAGAGAUGCAAAGGAUGCUGGCCUGGGGGUAAACACACUUGUACUUGAUCGUGAAGACCAUUCCAACCGAGUCCCAAAUGCUAUUCUACUAAAAAGAAAUAGAAGGAAGCUGGAGGUAGAAGAUUUUGGAACAUCAGCUCGCAAAAAGUUUGAAACAAAAAAAGCUAGCGAAUACUCACAAUAUGUCUAUUUUGAAAGAAUCAAAAUGCUGUUAAAAAGAGAUCAAAGUAUUGACAGACAGACACUUGUUGAGUCAUUUUCUGGUGAGAAAUUUUACCUUGUUGAAGUCAUUGCAUUUAUUCUUCAAUGCAUAAAGAGAAAGCUUAUUAUUCAGCUCAAUCGUAAUGAAGAUUCUUUCAAGACAACUGAUUUCUAUUGGGUCAUUACUGUUCCUGCUAUAUGGGAUGCACGAGGAAAAAGAAUGAUGAGAGAAGCUGCUUAUAUGGCCGGUUUGCUGACUGAAUCAACUAAUAUAGAUCAUUUAACUCCAGUUUCUGGCCGUCCACUUCCUCUUCCAAUUGAAGUUAACCCAGACAAGUUAUCAUUAGCACUUGAGCCUGAAUCAGCAGCUUUUUAUAGUCAAAAAAUUGUGGAAGGGCAAAUUACAAGUGAUCCAUCAAAAGCAGCUAUUGCUCAUCCUACAAAAUACAUGGUGUUAGAUAUUGGAGGAGGUACUGUUGAUGUUACAUCCCAUGUUGAAGUUGAUGGUGGGGUUGUGGUUGAGAAUAUACCAAUUGGAAAUGCAUGGGGUGGUACACAAGUUAAUGAAGCUUUUUCUAAAUUAUUGCAGGAUAUAGUUAAUGAUCCUGGAUUCAAAAAGUUUUUAGCUUCACGAGAUCAAUCUCAGAGCAUGGCUAUUUUAAAUGGAAUUCUUUACAGAGAGUUUGAAGACCAGAAAUUACUUUUUGGUCAAGGCAAAACAGAAGAGAUCACCAUUAAUCUGCCACGUCCAUUUGCAGAGUUUUUUGAUGGUGCACUUGAAGCUGGCACUAGAGAAAUGCAAGGUGUUGAGUAUGAAGAUGACACACUGUACAUAGAUAGAGCAGUGGUAGAGUUGAAGUUGUUUAGUCCUGUUCUUGAUGGUAUAAAAAAGUGCGCUUUGAAUGCUGUUAAAGGAAAUGAUUAUGAGGUUGAUACUUUUUAUCUGGUUGGGGGAUUUGGAGGCUGCAAGUAUGUCCAUGAGAAACUUUCUCCUGCUAUAAAAGAGGUUUAUAGUUCAAAGGGGAGACAAUGCACUGUGCUGGUACCACCUGAUCCUCAUCUUGCUGUUGCAACAGGAGCUGUUAUGUGGCGUAAAAAUCCUGACAUAGUGAAGGCUAGGCGUUCUGAUGCUACAUAUGGCAUUGGUAUAUGUAUUGUGUUUGAUCCUAACCUACAUGAUGAGCAUUACAAGUAUUAUGAUGAAGAAGAUGGACUGUAUCGAUGUGAUAAUGUUUUUAGCGUUUUCCUGGAGAAGGGUGAACUAACGAAAGCUGAUGAAGCAAUCACCAUUGGUCUGGUUCCUUUUAAGCAGUCUAACACGCAAUCUUUGAUUGAAAUCUACUGUACACCUGAUCUUGGUGUCCAAUACAUAGCAGAUAAAAAUGGUACAGAGAUUGUUACAAAAAUAGGCCAACUACUUAUUGAUAUUCCUAAUCCGGACAACUUGCCAAAAUAUCAACGUAAAAUUGAUAUUACCAUGUAUUUCAGUGAUACAGAGAUACAAGCUAAAGCAAAGUAUUGUGUGAACGGAAAAGAGGUUAAGACUGUCUGUGACUUUCUUUCUGCCAAAUAA
Messenger RNA from Amphimedon queenslandica, 1983 nucleotides. RefSeq names its product heat shock 70 kDa protein 12A-like. The coding region runs from base 1 to 1983 and encodes 660 amino acids. Lineage: Eukaryota; Metazoa; Porifera; Demospongiae; Haplosclerida; Niphatidae. The record is from RefSeq and is a predicted model, not a curated record. The transcript has 3 exons.